Messenger RNA from Saccharomyces eubayanus, 1074 nucleotides. It is a transcript of the gene THR1, whose product is annotated as homoserine kinase. Gene Ontology annotation, biological process: L-threonine metabolic process. Bases 1 to 1074 code for a protein of 357 amino acids. NCBI's taxonomy places the organism in Eukaryota, Fungi, Ascomycota, Saccharomycetes, Saccharomycetales, Saccharomycetaceae. The record is from RefSeq and is a predicted model, not a curated record. Gene Ontology annotation, molecular function: ATP binding; homoserine kinase activity. The transcript has a single exon.
AUGGUUCGCACUUUCAAGAUCAAAGUCCCAGCUUCUUCCGCCAAUAUCGGCCCCGGGUACGAUGUUCUUGGUGUCGGUCUUUCUCUAUUCUUGGAGUUAGAAGUCACCAUCGACUCCAGCCUAGCUCACGAGACAAACGACGACCCCAACAACUGUAAGCUGUCCUACACCGAAGACAGUGAAGGCUACUCCUCCGUUCCAUUGCGUUCAGAUGCUAAUUUGAUCACCAGGACUGCACUAUACGUUUUGCGUUGCAACAAUAUCAGAAACUUCCCAUCCGGGACUAAAAUCCACGUUUCUAACCCAAUCCCACUGGGCCGUGGGUUAGGCUCCUCUGGUGCUGCUGUUGUAGCAGGUGUUAUUUUGGGGAAUGAAGUCGCCCAGUUGGGGUUCUCCAAGCAACGUAUGUUGGACUACUGUUUGAUGAUUGAACGUCAUCCAGACAACAUUACUGCUGCCAUGAUGGGCGGGUUCUGUGGCUCAUUUCUAAGAGACCUGACUCCACAAGAGGUGGAGAGACGUGAAAUCCCAUUGUCUGAGGUACUUCCAGAACCCUCUGGUGGUGAGGACACUGGACUAGUCCCUCCACUACCCCCCACCGACAUCGGGAGACACGUCAAAUACCAAUGGAACCCAGCCAUCAAGUGUAUUGCUAUCAUCCCACAAUUUGAGUUGUCUACCGCUGAUUCCAGAGGCAUUCUUCCAAAGGCCUACCCUACGCAAGAUUUGGUCUUCAACUUGCAAAGACUGGCCGUAUUGACCACUGCUUUGACCAUGGACCCACCCAAUGCCGACUUGAUCUACCCUGCCAUGCAAGACCGCGUCCACCAGCCUUAUAGAAAGACAUUGAUCCCGGGACUCACAGAGAUCCUAUCCUGCGUGACCCCCUCCACCUACCCAGGUCUUUUGGGUAUCUGCUUGUCAGGUGCAGGCCCAACCAUCUUGGCCUUGGCUACUGAGAACUUCGAGGAUAUCUCGCAAGAAAUUAUCAACAGGUUCGUCAAGAACGGUGUCGAGUGUUCCUGGAAGCUACUGGAGCCCGCUUACGACGGUGCCAGUGUUGAGCAGCAAUGA